AUGUCCGCGCAGGACCUCGCGGCGCUCGCGAGCCGCGCGCGCGAGCGCUGCGCGGCGCGGGGCGCGGCGCGGGGCGCGCUCGUCGCGGCGCAGGAGGAGCUCGCGGCCGUCGCCGCGGGCAAGCGGUCCGCGGCGCUCUCCGCGGAGGGCUCCGCGGCGGCCGCCGCCGCGGAGGUGCUCGCGACGCUCGCGGCGCGCGGCGGGCCCCGGGACGCGCGCGCCGCCGUCGCCGCGGCCGCGCUCGCGGCGCCCGGUUCCGGCGGCGGCGACGCGCGCGCCGCGGGGCACGUGCUCGCGCGCGGCGUCGCCGUCGCCCGGGCCCUCGCGCGCCGCGGCCCGCGGCGCGACCGGGCGGCGCUCGAGGCCCUCGCGGACGACGUCGACGGCGCGGAGAGCUCCCCCGCCUGGGCCGCGUGCGGCCGCCUCCGCCGCGCGGCGACGGCGGCGGAGCUCGCGGAGCUCUUCGAGGCGCUCCGCGACGCCGCGGACGCGCGCGCCGUCGACGACCUCGUCGCCGCGGGCGCGCCCGCGCUCCUCCUCGACGCCCUGGCGCCGUCGGACGCCGCGGGCGACGGCCGGCCGCGCGCGGACGCGAAGCCCUGGGCGGCCAUGUGGGCCCUCAAGGCCGCGGCGGCCGUCGCGGCCGCGUCGCCGUCCGCGCGCGCGCUCCUGGCCACGCGCGGCGCCGCGGCCGCGGCCGUCGGCCUCGCGGGCGCGUUCCCGUCGACGGCCGGCGUGAGGCGCGCGGCCCUCGCGUGCGUCGCGAAUCUCCUGCCGGCGCCGGGCGCGGGCGCGGCGGCGCGGGGCCUCGACGUCGUCCGCCCGGCGGACCUCGACGAGGACGGCGACGCGGCGCUUCGGGACGGCGCCUUCGAGACCGCGGAGCUCGUCGCCGCGGCGGCGGCCGUGGGCCUCGCGGCGGGCGCGGCGACCGACGGCGUCGGCCUCGACGCCUUCCGCCACGGCGUCGCCGACUGCCGCACGCUCGCCGAGGACGACGGCGAGCUCGGCGUCGUCGCGUUGGCGAAGCUGCUGCCCCUCGCGGACCGGCCGUCGCCCUUCGACGGCCCCGCGCCGCCGCGCGGCGACGACGGCGACGACGGCGCCCGCGACCGCCACGGCGCGCGCCGCGCGGCGCACGGCGCCGCGCGGCGCCUCCUCCGGCGGCGCCUCCGCGCCGCGGGCGCGGCCGCGGCGCUCGGCGACUACGUGGGCACGUGCCUCGUCGCCUGGCACGACCGCCGCGGCGGCGUCGCCGCCGCCGCGCUCGCCGCGCUCGGGCCCCUCGACCCCCGGGUCUACUGGCGCGGCGACCUCGUCAGGGGCGUCGAGCCGUGCCGAAUUCAACCGCUGGUUUGGGUGGUCCUGACCAAACUUCAGAAUUCUCUAGCUCGGUCAAAUCGAAGCGUCGAGGUCGCGACGUGGUUCGCGAAGCGGCGCGCCGUCUACGGCGCCGCGGCGACGCGGCUCCUCGUCGCCGCGGCGACGGCCGGCGACCUCGGCGGCGCGCCCGGGGGCGCGACGGUCGCGUGCCUCGCGGCGCUCGGCGAGGAGUCGGCGGAGAGCCUCGAGGCCAUCGCGCCGGCGCUCGAGGCGCUCUGGGGCGCCGAGGCCGACGACGUCGAGCACCGGGAGAAGCUCGAGGGCUUCGGGGGCGGCGGGUCCGCGGACCAGAAGGCCAUGGAGCGGCGCCUCCUCCUGCUCCGCCUCACCAGGGCCAAGGUGCCCGCGGCGAAGCCGAGGGCCUUCGUGCCCGAGACGAGCGACCGCCGCGCGUACCUGCCGUUCCACAAGCCGCCGUCGCCGAAGAAGAAGCGCGCGCGGAAGCGGCGGUCGCGCGCCUUCGGCCGCGCGGCGCUGGGCACGCGGGGGUCGAGCCGCGCGUCGCGGUCCAGCCGCGGGUCGCUGUCGACGCGCGGGUCGACGCGCGGGUCGAGCCGCGCGAGCUCGCGGAGCCGCGCGUCGUCGAACGCGUCGACGGCCGACUCGUUUGUGGUCGACCGGCUCCUGUCGGCGCUGCCCCGCGGGGGCGCCGCGGAAACGCGGAAGCGCCGCGAGCCCCUCAGCCUCCGGCCCGCGCCGCUCCCCGCGCGGCGGCCGCCGAAGAAGCUGGUGGUGUCGCGGCCCCGGCCGUCGACGAAGGCCAUGGCCGCGCGCCACCGGGGCCGCGCCGGCGCCGCGGAGAGCGGCCGCGAGCGGCGCACGCGCGACAAGGCGAAACAAAUCCUCGCGUCGCUGUCGACGGACGCGCUACCGGCGACGGCGCACGUGUCCCUGCUGCCCAAGCUCGCGGACCACGCGGACCUCCAGGCGCGGGCCCACAAGUUCGUCGAGCGCGGCGCCGAGGACGCGCUCCUCGGCGCCGUGGGCGCGCGCGUCUGUGUGGAAUUCAACCACUGGUUUGGGUGGUCCUGA
Messenger RNA from Aureococcus anophagefferens, 2415 nucleotides. RefSeq lists its product as hypothetical. NCBI's taxonomy places the organism in Eukaryota, Pelagophyceae, Pelagomonadales, Pelagomonadaceae. The record is from RefSeq and is a predicted model, not a curated record. The transcript is spliced from 3 exons. The coding region runs from base 1 to 2415 and encodes 804 amino acids.